AUGAUCGCAACAGGUGGAUUGCUGAGAAUCAACGCACGCCGACAGGACUCGCUAUCCAGACCACAUAAACCACACGCACAGAAGAAGAAGAAGAAGAAGAGGAGGAGUGAGGUAGUGGUGGUAAAGGGGAAGCUGAAGUUGUGUUCAGUCUCGGGUCUCGUGGCUGCACUUGGCAUUCUGGUUCUGGUUGUGGGUGUGGUCAUGGCAGCUCUGGGCUAUUGGCCUCGUGAUGGAUUGUUCUUCAGCUCUCAGCCACAGGAGGGCACCGCCAUGGCUUCUGUCUCCUCAGACACCCCAACAACUGCACCUGCUGAUGCCCAACGAGAAGUGAGAGAAGGUGUACUGCAAUCAGAUGACGUGCAGGAUAAUGGAGGAAGCAAUGAUGGUUUUAACCAGACAGAAACCAUAAAUGGGACGACCAGACAUCUUUCACAAGGUUUUCUACAGGACUUUCUGGACAGGUAUUUGUACUCUGAUAGACUGAAGGUCUUUGGCCCACUCAUCAUGGGGAUUGGCAUUUUCCUCUUCAUCUGUGCCAAUGCUGUUCUGCAUGAAAACCGUGACAAGAAGACAAAAGUCAUAAACCUGAGGGACAUUUAUUCCACUGUUAUUGACCUCCACAGCCUCCGGAAACCCAACACUUCCUCCUGCUGCUCAGCCAAUCCCCCCAACAGCAUUGUUAACUAUAUCCAAUCAAAGAGCCUGGAGGCCAAACCCAGGGCAUAUCCUGACUCCCUGAUAAACAGAAAGGGGGGAGGAGAAGGUGUGGGAGACAGUGGGGUGGGAGGUGGGCUGUUAACCAUGCAACCUGGCAGCAGUAAAGGAGCAGGGGAAGGUUGGGGCAAUGAUGGAGGAGGACACGCAGUCUUCAGUAUAUACCAGGAACAAACAGAUGCUCCUCCUCCCUCUUCCUCGCAGAGACUUUCCCUCCCCCAAAGUUUUAGCCCCACCCACCCCUCCACCUGCUGGACCACAAAGAAUAUGCUAAGCUCUUUCACCUUACCUCUGCGCCGCCCAAAACCCCCUGCGCUGCAGAGAAGGCACUCGGCUCGAGCCAGGACCAACCAGGGCUGGAGAGGGGACAAAGGAGAAGAGGAACAGCAGAGGAGGGACAGAGGAGACGACAAACCAGGGGAGGAGGGCUAUGGAUGCCCCCCACCUCCUCAGCGCUACUCUAGUCCCCCCCUAAAUAGACCCCUUCAGGAUUCAUUAACAGCUUCUUGCAGCUCCUCCGGCCUCUACAAGGAAGCACCGGGAGGCUCCCAGGCCCUGCUCCUCCUCUCCUCUUCCUCCCUCACCCCCUCCCACCUGUCCCUCUCCUCAUUUUCAUCCACACCACUGCCGCCCUGCAGGAGGCACAGCUUGUCGACCAGCAUCAACAUCACAGGUUAUAGCAAAUUAAAACACAGAGACAACGAUUCAUGUUCCCCAUCAUCACACAAAGUGAUAUCACAGGAUAGGCAUCAAAUGUCAGAGGAAGUGAAAUCACAAAGAAAGUACUCUAACAAGGAGAAGUUGAGGAUGAUCUCACAGAAAUAUUCUGGUCUGACGCAGAAGAAAGACCAAUCAGGACUUGACUCAGAGACUGACAGCACAACUCAGUAUAUGACCGAGAAACAUUAG
Molecule: messenger RNA, 1623 nt
Organism: Haplochromis burtoni (Burton's mouthbrooder)
Lineage: Eukaryota; Metazoa; Chordata; Actinopteri; Cichliformes; Cichlidae
Product: transmembrane protein 200C
Exons: 4
Coding region: 1-1623 (540 amino acids)
Source: RefSeq, a predicted model, not a curated record